This is a messenger RNA of Xiphophorus couchianus (Monterrey platyfish), 1282 nucleotides long. RefSeq names its product transmembrane 4 L6 family member 5. The record is from RefSeq and is a predicted model, not a curated record. Gene Ontology annotation, cellular component: membrane. The transcript is spliced from 6 exons. Lineage: Eukaryota; Metazoa; Chordata; Actinopteri; Cyprinodontiformes; Poeciliidae. The coding region runs from base 223 to 864 and encodes 213 amino acids.
GCUAGCUGCACGGGAUUAAUCACCAUGGCAACGUAAGCGCAACUUUUGAAACCGAAUCGAGGUUUAUUUAAGCCAGGAUAUCCAGAAAAUCCCGGUUUAUUCCGCUAUUCUGGUUUAAUGAAACAUCUGUAAUCCCAGCUGCGGUCUCCUGUCCGCAGUCUUGGUCCGGCUCUGCUGUCCUGUCCUCGCCCAGCAGGCGUGUCCUGCCGGCUCAGAUUAUAAAUGAGUCCGUUUGUUCCGCGCAGGAUCUAUACCGGGCGGAGGGACUUCACGAUGUGCGUGUCAAGGUAUCUGUUAUAUGUGGGCUUCGCACUGGUUCCCAUGGCGAUCAUCUGCAUAGUGUCCAACAUCCUGCUGCUGUUUCCAGAGAUGACAUACCACUUCCUGUUGGAUGGUCAUGUGACCAGAGAGGCCACCUGGGCCACGGGUCUGUGGGCCUCCGGCUUCCUGGUUUUACUUGGAGCGAACGCCUUCAUCAAGCGCAGCAGAACCAGAGGCUUCGUUGCUGCCCGGACUCAGAUGUUUGGUGUGGCCCUGUACUCCUGCCUGGGGCUGCUGGCUGCCUCCACCUGCUGUGUGGUCAGCGCCACCGGUCUGGCUCAGGGUCCUCUGUGUCUCUACAACUCGUCCUCCGGUCUCACCUGGGGUGUCCCCCUGAAGCCCGUCCCCAACAGACACGCUGGGUACCUGUACAACCAGUCGAUGUGGUCGGGGAUCUGCUUGAAGCCUGAGUCGGUGGUGGAGUGGAACGUGGUUCUGUUCAGCAUGAUGGGGAUCUGCAGCGCCGUGCAGGCCGUCCUCUGCGGGCUGAACAUCCUGAACUCCCUGGUGGGGUUGGUUCUGGGCCAGGGGAUCCGGCCAUGACCAGGUCGCUCCGCAUUCAGAAUGAGGAAGUCAGGAUUUUCACAGCAAACAACCUCAGAUCCUUCAAAAUAAAAGCACAGAUGCACUUUACCUGACCAAUAGCUCUUAUGUCAUCAGUUUUUCCUCUCUGGCGGUUCCAGAGAGUAAAACUGAUUUUUGUCUAUGAUAAAUGUAACAGAAGUCAGAUUUACAGAUUUCACCAGAAGCUUGAAGAUCAGAACGAUUCAGAUUUAUGAAGGUUUUAUUUAUUCCUGUACUUAAAGCAAUAAAGUCAAAGACUCUGAAUCCGUUAACUACAAGUCAAAAGAAAGAAGACAGUUUGGGAAAGUUUUUGUGAGUUUUCUUUCUUUUAUCCAUCUGUCUUUAUAUAUAUAAGUCCUGUCGCAAUAAGCAAUAAAUCAAUUAAUCACAUGAUAAA